AUGUUAAAAAUAUGUGCAAGAUCUGACUUAUUCUAUUCGUUUUUUAAGUCCUUGGUCGGUAAGGAUGUUGUUGUGGAAUUAAAAAAUGACCUCAGCAUUUGUGGCACCCUGCACUCUGUUGAUCAGUACUUAAAUAUAAAAUUGACAGAUAUAAGUGUAACUGAUCCAGAUAAAUAUCCUCACAUGUUGUCAGUAAAAAAUUGUUUCAUUAGAGGAUCAGUGGUACGGUAUGUACAAUUACCAGGAGAUGAAGUGGACACCCAGUUGUUGCAGGAUGCUGCUCGCAAAGAAGCAGCAGUGCAAGCAAGAUAG
Molecule: messenger RNA, 312 nt
Organism: Dufourea novaeangliae
Lineage: Eukaryota; Metazoa; Arthropoda; Insecta; Hymenoptera; Halictidae
Product: U6 snRNA-associated Sm-like protein LSm2
Exons: 4
Coding region: 1-312 (103 amino acids)
Biological process (GO): mRNA splicing, via spliceosome
Cellular component (GO): precatalytic spliceosome; U4/U6 x U5 tri-snRNP complex; Lsm1-7-Pat1 complex
Molecular function (GO): RNA binding
Source: RefSeq, a predicted model, not a curated record